CCCUUCUGAAUGUUCAAUCGAUAUUUGCACCAGUUAUCUCUUCCGGCGGAAAUUCACCCAAGCUGUUCUCUGUAAUUCGUCUGUCUUCAUCAGCUGGCUGCAGUGACGGCGGUGGAAUUCGGGGGAGUUCUCUUCUCCAGCCGCCGUUUCUGAUUAAAAUGCACGUUUUGAUAUCGGCGUCAGCUACCAAGCUCAGCUCCAAAUUUGUCUACUGGAAUCCUUUCUUUCAAGACGGUUCCUUAUCCAGAAUCCGCCUCCCCACAGGUUUGGGAGUGGAGAGAAAGAAACAUGAAAAGAAUAGGUUUGUUUCGCUAGUGGCGAAAUCCUAUACGAGCGUGGAGACGCAACAAGGGCCUCCUGGUAGAAUAGGGCCUAGAAAGGGAGGUAGGGAUUUUAUACUGAGCGAAGGGAGGGAUGAGGAUGAGAAGCAUGGCCCUAUUUGCCCUGGAUGUGGAGUGUUUAUGCAGGAUUGUGAUCAAAACCUACCUGGGUAUUUUAAACACAGGAGGGUCACUGCUGUUGAAUUAGAUGAAUUUGAGGAAGAUGUGGAGCUGGGUAUUGGAGAUUAUGCAGAAAGCUCCGAUUUUGAGGAAGAAGAAGAAGGAGGAGAGGGUGAAGAGUUGGUUGGUGGGGUCGAGUUGGAUGUGGACUAUGACGAACUUGAUGCAAUGUUGAAUGCUAAUGAGGAUGGUUUGGAUUUGGAUGGUUUCGUCCCGGCUGGUGUAGGGUACGGGAACAUAACUGAGGAGGUGGUAGAGACAGAAAUGAGAAGAAAGGAGCUGAAGAAGGUUUCCAAAGCAGAGAGGAAAAGGAAAGCCAGGGAAGCUCACAGGGACAAAGAUGAGGUCACCGUAUGUGCAAGGUGUCAUUCUCUCCGGAACUACGGUCAAGUGAAGAACCAGACGGCGGAGAAUUUGAUACCCGAUUUCGAUUUUGAUAGGUUGAUUUCAACCAGGUUGAUCAAGCCUACAGGGAAUUCCAACGCAAGUGUUGUGAUUAUGGUGGUUGAUUGUGUCGACUUCGAUGGCUCAUUCCCUAAACGAGCAGCCAAAUCCUUGUUUGAGGCACUAGAAGGAGCUAGAGCUGAUCUUAGAGCAAGCAAAAAGCUGCCUAAGCUUGUUCUGGUGGCUACAAAGGUUGAUCUCCUUCCAACACAAAUAUCACCCACUAGAUUGGACAAAUGGGUGAGACACCGUGCUAGGGCAGCUGGAGCACCUAAGUUGAGUGGGGUCUUUCUGGUUAGCUCACGUAAGGAUCUUGGCGUGAAGAACUUGCUGUCGUUUGUGAAGGAAUUGGGUGGUCCUCGUGGGAAUGUGUGGGUUAUUGGUGCUCAGAAUGCUGGUAAGUCUACACUGAUCAAUGCGCUUGCAAAGAAAGGAGGAGCUAAAGUUAGCAAGCUUACGGAGGCUCCUGUUCCUGGUACGACUCUCGGGAUUUUGAGGAUUGGGGGGAUUUUGUCAGCCAAAGCAAAGUUGUAUGAUACUCCAGGUCUUCUACAUCCGAACCUGAUGUCAAUGAGAUUGGACAGAGAUGAGCAGAAGAUGAUUGAGAUACGGAAGGAGUUGCAGCCUCGAACUUAUAGGGUAAAAGCUGGGAAUGCGAUUCAUAUGGGAGGCCUGGUGAGACUGGACCUUAACCAUGCUUCUGUAGACACAAUCUAUAUCACAGUUUGGGCAUCACCAAACAUGUCUCUUCACAUGGGAAAGUUGGAAAGUGCAGAUGAGUUCUACAGUAACCAUGUUGGUGUUCGGUUGCAGCCACCAGUGGGCAAAGAACGAGCGAGUGAGCUGGGGGAAUGGGAGACAAGGGAAGUCAAGGUUAGUGGCAGCAGCUGGGACACAAACAGCAUCGAUAUUUCAAUAGCUGGGUUAGGUUGGUUUUCGGUGGGUCUUAAAGGCGAAGCUACACUGACCCUGAGAACGUACGACGAGGUCGAGAUCACACUGAGAGAGCCAUUGGUUCUAGACCGAGCGCCUUUCCUGGAGAGGCCUGGGUUUUGGCUACCAAAGGCUAUAUCAGAUGCCGUUGGUAACCAGACGAGGGUUGAAGCCAAGAAGAGGAAACAACUCGAAGAAGAGCAGAGCUUGGAACUUGUUCAUGAGAUGGCUUCUUAGACCUCCCUGUUCAAGCAGCUGAUCUUCUUGAUACUGACAAGUUAAAAACUUGCUGCAUUGCCAUUUGUCAAAGAGGAGUUCGUCUCCGAAAUGUCCUUAGACAGCCGAGAUUCCUCGGCGAGUUCCUUUCACAGAGACAAUUGCAUUUGUCAGGAAAGAUACAGAGAGAAGGAUAAAGGAAGAGAAAAGGAUGUUGGGAGGGAAAACCACUCUAGGCAAUGACUUCCAAUCAGGUUGAUGGUCAAAUGGCUUCCAUUGGUUGAUCCAACUUCUGUUAGAAUAAGAAAAUGCAUAACUUAUGUAGUAGACAGCAGAUGUAAUGUAUCAUGUAUCUAUCAUUGAGAGUGGCCAGCACUUUCCUCUUUGUUUCUGUUUGCGGAGUCGUCGAUGAGCUGGGCCGUUCCCUGUGGGGUUUUGUAUUUUAAUGAUCAUAGGAUCCUACGACCGUCGACCGGCAUCCAAUGGGCCGUGCCAACCAACGCUGAAUUCAGUUUAUUCCUUCCUUCAUUUCCUCCCACUGCUGACACAAAAGGAAACGAAAGCAUAGCUGUAAGCUGCUGUUGCCUGCCCCAUGUGCCGGUCGCUACCGUUGGUGGCGGCAAAAAGACAUAAGAGAGUGCCAAAGUAACUAAUGAAAGCAAAAGUCGUGAACCCAUCAAUUGAUUUGAUUGAUUGAAUGGAUGGAACAACAAUGAAUGAUAUGCACUCAUUCUCGAAUGAAAUGCCAUUUCAUAGGGAGAGGAGGUAGGUAAGUCUGUCCGAGACUUGGCGAAACCAACACAGCUCAACUUUUGAAGAUUGCGUAGUGACUUUCGAGAUGCAAUGGUGUUGGACGAGGUACAAAAUACAUCGAGCUUGGGAGAGCGUCAACAUGGACUUCUUCAAGUAGAUCAUGGAUCCGUCAUGGUGUGUUCUUCCUGCAACAAUGCACAUCUUUCAUGGCUGUAUCACUGGACCUCAAGCCAUUGAGAUCACAGGAGGAAACCAAUGCGAUGAAAUGCCCUUCUUGAACAAGGUGGAGAAAAGGAGACUCAAAGAUGACAUUCUAAGCUGCUUUCCCGUUAAGGGUGGAAAUAACUUUACGUUUCCCAUUGCUAAAGAAAAUUUACAUUUUUUCCCUUCCUAUUACUUGUUUUGGCUCGUUAGAGUUUCCUUUUGGUCAAAGGGAACCAAAGACAACAACAGAAAGGGACCAGUACUGAUACAACAAAGAGACUUGCUGCUGCAAUGCCUCUUUACUCUAUACAGAAUACACCACGUUUAAAGUUUAAACCCAAACCCAGAAAGUUUAAAAAGCUACACCAAACUAAAUAGUCCUCUCCUUCUACUGACUGACAUUGCUGCUGAAACUGGUGGUUUGGGGACUCGAACAAAGACUUCAUUUCAUCAACAUUCAUCACCUUCUAAUAGCCGAAUUUCGAGCUCCCCACGGCUGCAGUGAUCCCUGCCCUGAAGCCUACAUCAAUCCUUGACGCUCCACCUCCAAUUCCAUACCCAUUUCCAUAGGAGGGUAGAGCUCGAGGCGAUCUCUUCUCCGUCUCAUACGACUCCACAAACUCGUCGAACUGAGCUUCGAAGGAAGAGAAAUCUUCCCCGACCACAUCGAGAUCGAACGUAUCGGGCAGCAAGCCGGCCACGUCAUAGUCCUCCUCAGCAACAUUGUUGAAGUAGCCUUCCUGUUCCUGGUGCUGGCUGAGCCAGUAGUCCUUGAACCAUGUUGUGGUCGUCACCAGCUGCCACCAUUCCGGGGAGAAGUCCUCCACUUGCCUGUAAGAAGCUGGGAUGAACAAAGGAGCAUCCGGGUUUAGUGUUGACCUUCCUCCUGAUACCACUGCUGCCAUGUUUGUUGUUUCUUCUCCUCAAGCUUCUUGUAAUCUCUUUGUCCUGGAAAACCAACAAUUCAAAGUUUGAAUCUUUACUUGGGAGUUGGGAACACAAUCCCAAACCCGAUUAUCAAAUUCAGACACCAACAAAUCACUGGAAAGCUCUCAAUUUCAAUAUCAAUCGAACCAUUUCCAUCUCCCAGAUCAGGUCAAAAGGAGAGAAUCUCAAUCCUAUCCCACUAAAAUCCAACCCCACCUAGUUUGAAACGUCUGGUACAAAUUCCAGCUCAAAAUUCAAAGUAUUUUCGUCCCCCGGACUACGAUGGCAGCUGAAAGAUCCACUAUUCAUCCAAAGCAAGAACUACGACCUAAAAAAAGGUCACAAUCGAACACCAGAAAUGAACAUCGCCGAAGAUCGGAGACCCUCGCGAUCAACCAACCGUUUGUUCAGCGAUAAAAUCACACGACCGGAAUUCCAGAAGAAUGGAUCACUCUCUCUAAUUCUCCCUUUCCCCUGUUCUCCGCAACCAAACAGAUGAUCGAAUCGAAUCCUCGAAACAAGGAGAGAUAAGGAGAGAAACUUAGAUCUGGUACCUGUUAAGUGAGCGCGAUGAUCAAAACCGACCGGCGACGAAGCAGCUGACUGGCCGGAGAAUGAGCAGGCGAUGAUGGGGUUCUUCGUCAAAUAAAGGUCCGCAAGCGAAUUU
Molecule: messenger RNA, 4644 nt
Organism: Linum tenue
Lineage: Eukaryota; Viridiplantae; Streptophyta; Magnoliopsida; Malpighiales; Linaceae
Source: the annotation of a GenBank genome assembly